Molecule: messenger RNA, 2291 nt
Organism: Andrographis paniculata
Lineage: Eukaryota; Viridiplantae; Streptophyta; Magnoliopsida; Lamiales; Acanthaceae
Product: methionine--tRNA ligase, chloroplastic/mitochondrial
Exons: 12
Coding region: 396-2231 (611 amino acids)
Biological process (GO): methionyl-tRNA aminoacylation
Cellular component (GO): chloroplast stroma; mitochondrion
Molecular function (GO): methionine-tRNA ligase activity; ATP binding
Source: RefSeq, a predicted model, not a curated record
CGACAGCGAAGCUACACUCUCAGGGAUGACGACGUCGAAGACUAGAAACGAAUAACACCACGAAGCCAGAAAGAAUAAGAAGAUAACGGUAGGAAAGAAAUUUCAGAACUUGGAAGUCACAGACAGAGAAGGAAAGACGAUCGGAGAAGAUGAUAGCCGGCGAGACCGGAAAGUGGAAGCCGAGAAGUUUGGAAUCGGAGGGAAAAAGGCUAAAAAUGAAUAUAUAUAUAUAUAUAUAUAUGAUUUUGAUUGGCCCGCGGGCUGACACGAGGCCCAUUCGGGCUGGCCCGAUUAGACCCGCAGGGGAGAAGCUUAUCAGAGUGUAGCUGCCGCCAAUUGGCCAUUGAAUCGAAACCAUUCCUAAGACCAGCUCAAGCUUUUCUUCUUCAUCGUCCAUGUCUCUUCUUCUUCUUCUAAAUCCGCAACCAUCUAUGGUCUCCACACUCCAAUCUUCCAUGCGCCGCACACUCCGUUCCUUCUUCCCCUCACCAAUUCAGGUUCGUCAGAAAUUGCGUUUCAAGAAUUCCAAGCUUAUUUCUUUCACCAGAGGCGCCUUCUACUGCACUUGUACCACUGCGGAUGCUGCAAAUUCAGACUGCUCUCCAUUUGUAAUCACUACUCCGCUUUACUAUGUAAAUGCCCCUCCUCACAUGGGAAGCGCUUACACUACCAUUGCGGCCGACGCCAUAGCUCGUUUUCAGAGGCUCCUGGGGAAGAGUGUUAUAUUUGUCACCGGCACAGACGAGCAUGGGGAGAAGAUUGCUGCAGCUGCUGCUGCCAAUGGUUCCAGUCCCGGUGAGCAUUGUGAUCUAAUUUCACAAGCUUAUAAGUCACUCUGGAGUGAGUUAGACAUAUCUUAUGACAAGUUUAUUCGGACGACUCACCCCGAUCAUGAAGCCAUUGUCAAGGAAUUUUACUCAAAGGUGCUCGCCAAUGGAGAUAUUUACCGCGCAGAUUAUGAGGGCCUGUACUGUGUCAACUGUGAGGAAUAUAAGGAUGAGAAAGAUUUGUUGGAAAAUGAGUGCUGCCCCAUCCAUCUGAAGCCUUGUGUUCGCAGGAAGGAAGAUAAUUACUUCUUUGCUCUAUCGAAGUUUCAAAAGCGGUUAGAGGAGAUUUUAGCAGAUAACCCCGAUUUUGUGCAGCCUUCCUUUCGUUUGAACGAGGUACAAGGCUGGGUGAAAAGUGGACUGAGAGAUUUCUCCAUUUCCCGAGCGUCAGUGGACUGGGGUAUCCCUGUGCCAAAUGAUAACAAGCAGACUAUUUAUGUAUGGUUUGAUGCUUUGUUGGGGUACAUAUCUGCUCUUUCCGAUGAUAAGAAGCAACCUAAUUUACAGGCUGCUGUUUCCUCUGGUUGGCCUGCAUCACUACACUUGAUUGGGAAGGACAUAUUACGGUUUCAUGCAGUUUAUUGGCCGGCAAUGUUGAUGUCAGCUGGAGUCAGUCUCCCGAAGAAGGUUUUUGGCCAUGGAUUCUUGACAAAGGAUGGCAUGAAAAUGGGAAAGUCAUUGGGAAAUACUCUUGAACCUACUGACUUGGUGCACAGAUUUGGAGCUGAUGCUGUCAGGUAUUUCUUCCUUAAGGAGGUGGAGUUUGGUUGUGAUGGUGACUACUCAGAGGACCGUUUCAUCAAUAUUAUUAAUGCGAAUCUUGCAAAUACUAUUGGUAAUCUUCUCAAUCGUACACUUGGGCUUUUGAGAAAAAAUUGCCAAUCUACCAUUGCUGUUGAUUCAACGAUUGCUGCAGAAGGAAAUGCAUUCAAGGAUAAUGUGGAAAAGCUGGUCGAUAAAUCGAGGCAGCACUAUGAGAAUCUUGAGCUGUCAUCAGCCUGCGCAGCUAUUCUAGACAUUGGCAUUGCUGGAAAUGUAUAUAUUGAUGAAAAAGCACCAUGGUCACUUUUUAAGCAAGGAGAAUCUGGUUUCGAAAUGGCUUCCAAGGAUCUAGUGAUUGUGUUGGAAGCUAUAAGGAUCGUAGCAAUUGCUUUGUCUCCAAUUACUCCGAGUUUAUCUUUGAGAAUAUACACCCAGCUCGGCUACUCUGAGGACCAAUUCAGUGCUGUCACUUGGAAUGAGACAAAUUGGGGAGGGCUUAAGCAAGGCCAUGUCACUGCACAGCCGAAACCUGUGUUGGCCCGAAUUGAGAUUGAAGCUGACUCCAAUGGUACAACUGAGGAACCAAAGAAAUCCAGUAAGAAAAAGGAAGGCCAAAAAACGAAAAAGGUGGUUGAAGCCUAGCAAUAUGUUUGUCCACCAAGGAAAGCGAGCAGAUAAGAAGAAUUCUGUAUGUUUCCCGAG